Molecule: messenger RNA, 794 nt
Organism: Humulus lupulus (European hop)
Lineage: Eukaryota; Viridiplantae; Streptophyta; Magnoliopsida; Rosales; Cannabaceae
Product: photosynthetic NDH subunit of subcomplex B 4, chloroplastic
Exons: 6
Coding region: 153-698 (181 amino acids)
Biological process (GO): photosynthetic electron transport in photosystem I
Cellular component (GO): chloroplast thylakoid membrane; NAD(P)H dehydrogenase complex (plastoquinone)
Source: RefSeq, a predicted model, not a curated record
ACAUUGAAAUAUUUGCCGUAUAUCGUCCACUUAGUAAGGGUGGAUACAAAUCAUUCCCUUAUCCACUUUCCCUCCCACAUAACAAAAGAAACCAAAACCUUAAUGUAUCCAUCUAAGCUUCACUAUUCAAUUACUUUUUCUUACUCAAAACAAUGGCUGAAGCUGUAAUGUCAUUCUCCAUUAUCAAACCACCUAUUCAUACCUCUGCUCAUGUCCAAACUACUAAGUUAGACCUCAACUCAAGUUCUAGAUCGCUUAGGCAGUGUUCAAGCUCUGGAUUGUUUCGGUCAAACCAGAUUGAAGAAAGAAAGGGCAAAAGAGGCUGUUUAAGCAAAACAAACGCUUUCCCAGACUGGCCUUUAAUGGCAGUACUAGUGGAACAUGCUGAAGGCCAAAGAGACUAUAUCAUUAACAAAUCUGUUUGGCAUCUCAGUGACAAUGCCAUAAAGAAUGUCUAUAUUGGUUACAUGUUGUUCACUGGUUGGGGAUGUUUAGUUUUUGGUUCCAUGAAAGAUCCUUUCUAUGACUCGGAAAGCUAUAGAGGAGAUGGAGGAGAUGGAACUGGACAUUGGAUCUAUGACAAGCAAGAAGACAUAGAAGAAACUGCGAGAUCAGAAUUGUGGAGGGAGGAACUCAUUGAGGAAAUUGAGCUAAAGGUUGGAGGGCUACGAGAGUUGGAAGAGGCUGUCAAGAAGUAGUGUUACAUGGUUUUAAAAUACUCAUUCAUUUGAUUCCCAACUAAAUUGUGAACAUGUUACAGUGGUGUUUAUAUAUAUAUAUAUACUGUUCCAAGA